Molecule: messenger RNA, 1107 nt
Organism: Vicia faba (fava bean)
Lineage: Eukaryota; Viridiplantae; Streptophyta; Magnoliopsida; Fabales; Fabaceae
Source: the annotation of a GenBank genome assembly
AUGGCAAAGAACCUAAAUAUUCUUGUUUUUGUUCUUCUUGUAGCAAAUCUUCUCCAUGGUUCGUUAGCACAAACACGCCACGUGGUUGGUGAUACCAAAGGAUGGACUAUCCCAAACGAUGGUGCUUCAUUUUAUGUCAACUGGGCUUCAAAAAAUACAUUCACAGUCGGCGACACUAUUGUGUUUAAUUUUCCAACUGGAGCACAUGAUGUGGCUAAGGUAACAAAAUCAGCUUUCGAUGGUUGUAAUGUAGCGAACACACUUUCUAUGUUAACAAACGGUCCAGCUACGGUGACUCUGACCGAAACAGGACAACAAUAUUUCAUUUGUACCUUUGGAACUCACUGUUCUCUUGGUCAGAAAGUUUCAAUUAACGUUGUUAAAGCUUCAACUUCACCUGUUUCUGCUCCUAAACCCAGUGCUUCUUCUCCACCAAAACGAGCACCAGUACAAGCACCAACACCAACACCAACCACAACAGCCUCACCAACACCAGCACCAGCACCAACCACCACUGCUUCACCGGCUCCAGCUCCUGUUACUGGACCUGUUACUUACACCGUUGGUGAUACCUUAGGUUGGACUAUUCCCUCUAAUGGUGCUGCUGCUUAUACAGCUUGGGCUUCUCGCAAGUCUUUCAAAGUUGGAGACAUCCUUGUUUUCAAUUUCCCAUUGAAUGCACACAAUGUGGAAGAGGUGACAAAACAGAAAUAUGGUUCUUGCAGCUCAUCUUCUCCGAUUGCAACUUUUAGCAAUCCACCGGUGAGAGUCACACUUAACAAAACUGGUACUCAUUAUUUCAUCUGUGGUGUUACCGGACACUGCUCUGCUGGCCAAAAGCUUUCCAUCAAUGUUGGUGGUGGAAGCAGCAGCAGCAGCAGCCCCGCCACAUCACCUUCUCCAGCCGCCACAUCACCUUCUCCUGAUGCCGGUGCCACUCCACCUUCCUCAUCUGGUUCUCCUCCACCGUCUUCUACCGUUACCCCUUCUUCUCAGUCUCCAGGUGGUUCUGUCAGCCCUCCUCCUGAGAACUCCGGUGCUGCAUCUCUUGGAGUUGCUGGAUUAUUUGUCGCAUUUCUCUCGGUUGCCGCAGCAUUCUUCUGUUAG